Myotis daubentonii (Daubenton's bat) is the source of this 5356-nucleotide messenger RNA. RefSeq names its product TBC1 domain family member 14 (gene TBC1D14). NCBI's taxonomy places the organism in Eukaryota, Metazoa, Chordata, Mammalia, Chiroptera, Vespertilionidae. Gene Ontology annotation, biological process: regulation of GTPase activity. The record is from RefSeq and is a predicted model, not a curated record. Gene Ontology annotation, molecular function: GTPase activator activity; small GTPase binding.
GCGCUCCGCUGUUGGCCCCGGGCGGCUCGCGCGCACCUGCUCUCGGGCCGCCGCCGGCCGGCUCCUGGCGUCCUCGCCGCGCAAGUGGCGGGUCCCGCGGGACUUGCGGUGCCGGCUCCCCGGCCCCGGGAUGGCGUCGCGGCCGAGCUAAUUCGGGGACCUUCCUGCCUGAGCCAGGACCUGCACGUACAGGAGGGAGAUGGUGGCUGGUGCUUGUGCAGCCCUCUGGGAAGCAGGCUCUCCCACGCGGGAGGUGCCACCCAGAUAGCGGUGCGCUUGAUCUGAAGAGUAAACUAGGGAGCCGGUGGCAGAGCUGGGUUGAUGGGAGACUUGGCAGUGAAGUUUCUCCUUGGACCAAGAUGACUGAUGGAAACCUUUCCAGCUCUACAAAUGGCGUGGCCUUGAUGGGCAUCCUGGAUGGUCGGCCAGGAAACCACAUUCAGAACCUGCAACACUUGAAUCUCAAGGCACCCAGAUCCCUCUCACUGCCGGAGUAUGGGUCCAAGCUGAAACACGGGGCUCUAGACCAGCACAGCCUACAGUCCGUGGACUCGGGCAUUCCUACCCUAGAGAUCGGCAACCCGGAGCCCGUCCCCUGCAGCGUGGUCCAUGUGAAGAGGAAACAGUCUGAGUCGGAGAUAGUCCCUGAGCGGGCCUGCCAGAGCGCAUGCCCGCUGCCAUCCUAUGCGCCACCAGCUCCCACCAGCGCCGAGCGGGAGCAGAGUGUGCGCAAGUCCUCCACGUUCCCCAGGACGGGCUAUGACUCUGUGAAGCUCUACAGCCCCACCUCCAAAGCCCUGAAUCGCAGUGAUGACGUCUCCGUCUGCAGCGUGUCCAGUCUCGGCACAGAGCUGUCCACCACCCUGUCCGUCAGUAAUGAGGACAUCCUGGACCUCAUGGUCACGAGCAGCUCCAGUGCCAUCGUGACCCUGGAGAAUGACGAUGACCCGCAGUUUACUGACGUCACCUUGAGCUCCAUCAAGGAAACCCAUGACCUACACCAGCAGGACUGUGUUGAUGAAAUUGCAGAGGGAAGUAAAUUGAAAAAAUUGGGACCAUUUAGUAACUUCUUUACAAGAAAGCCCCUGUCUGUGAGUGGGUUGUUUCCAGACCUCUCCCCUCUCCCGCAGUGUUCUGGCCUCACGGAAGGCCUAGAGCUCCGUGCGUGUGGAAGUGGCCUGGCCUCUGAAAGCUUCCCUGCUUCCCCACUCAGUGUGACGCUUGCUGGCGGGUGUCUUUUCACCAGGAACUUGCUUACUAGAAAACAAAAUGCAAGACUUGACAAACAAAAUGACUUGGGAUGGAAGUUAUUUGGAAAAAUGCCACUCCGAGAGAAUGCUCAGAAAGAGUCAAAGAAAGUACAAAAGGAAUAUGAAGACCAGGCUGGACGAGCUAGCAGGCCACCCUCCCCAAAGCAGAAUGUGAGGAAGAAUCUGGACUUCGAGCCGCUUUCCACCACCGCACUCAUCCUGGAGGACAGACCAGCAAAUCUCCCGGCGAAGCCAGCUGAAGAAGCUCAGAAGCACAGGCAGCAGUAUGAAGAAAUGGUGGUCCAGGCCAAAAAGCGAGAGCUGAAGGAAGCCCAGCGGAGGAAGAAGCAGCUGGAAGAAAGAUGCCGGCAGGAAGAAAGCAUCGGGAAUGCUGUCCUGACGUGGAACAAUGAGAUUUUGCCGAACUGGGAAACCAUGUGGUGCUCUAGAAAAGUCCGGGACCUGUGGUGGCAGGGGAUCCCUCCCAGUGUGAGAGGCAAAGUCUGGAGCUUAGCCAUUGGCAACGAGUUAAACAUCACCCACGAGCUCUUCCACAUCUGCCUCGCCCGAGCCAAGGAGAGGUGGCGGUGCUUCAGCGCGGGCGGCCCCGACGUGGACAGUGAAGAUGCCGGGUUCUCAGCAGCCGACAGAGAAGCCAGUCUGGAGCUGAUUAAACUGGACAUUUCUAGAACAUUCCCUAACCUCUGCAUUUUCCAGCAGGGCGGCCCGUAUCAUGACAUGUUGCACAGUGUGUUGGGCGCUUAUACUUGUUACCGACCGGAUGUGGGCUAUGUGCAGGGCAUGUCCUUCAUCGCCGCAGUGCUGAUCCUGAACUUAGAUACUGCAGAUGCCUUCAUUGCAUUUUCUAAUCUUUUGAAUAAACCCUGUCAAAUGGCGUUUUUCCGAGUGGACCAUGGCCUUAUGUUGACUUAUUUUGCCGCAUUUGAGGUAUUCUUUGAAGAAAAUUUGCCGAAAUUAUUUACUCAUUUCAAGAAAAACAGCUUAACUCCAGACAUCUACCUAAUCGAUUGGAUCUUUACCUUGUACAGUAAGUCUCUGCCCCUCGACCUGGCCUGCCGCAUCUGGGACGUGUUCUGCCGAGAUGGGGAGGAGUUCCUGUUCCGCACGGCCCUGGGCAUCCUGCGGCUGUUCGAGGACGUCCUGACCAGGAUGGACUUCAUCCACGUCGCCCAGUUCCUCACCAGGCUGCCCGAGGACCUGCCCGCAGACGAGGUUUUUGCCUCCAUCGCUGCAGUUCAGAUGCAGAGUCGCAACAAGAAGUGGGCUCAGGUGCUGACGGCAUUGCAGAGGGACAGCCGGGAGAUGGAGAAAGGAAGCCCGUCGCUCAGACACUGAGGCGGCAGGCGGACUCGCGCUCGGCACCGGAGCAGAGCUGCCAGCGCACCCGUGCUGUUUGGGGCGGACACUGGCAGCUGAGAACGGGGGCUGUUUUCCUGUUUGGUUCCUGGAACUGCAGUUGGCCUUAAAACAAACCAAACUUUUAAAGGAUUAAACCAAGGCUCAGCCUUAAGAAGCUCAGUGGAAUGAUGACCUAGUAUUGACAUGGCAACCACUGCACACUGCAUGGUUUAAAAGUAGGGCGGCGGCUCUCUCCCUUUUCCAGCAAACAUAAUUAAAUUGCGCUGCUUCUAUGUCACUACCGCCAGGGCGUAGUCUUUCUUAGCCGAGGUGCAUGAGAAGGUGUUUGGGAGACCUCAGAGAUGUUACUGGCCCAUGGUUACCUAUUUUGAUAGGAAAGGGAUUGCUGAUUUAGUUACUGAGGUAAUCGCUCCAGAGACAGGUCCAGUUGUUAAAGCCCACCUACCAAAGAUGCAUUAAGACACACGCGCUCUCGUGGACGCCCUGGGACUCACCUGCCCUCGGAGUGACAUCUUACCAUGUUGCCUUGACAGUCACAGUGCCAGGGCUGACAUGCACGCAUAGGCCCAGCAGGAGCCCUGCGCUCCCAGAGGUCGCCCGGCCCCCGUGGGGCAAUGGAGGGAAGGGGAGCAGGAGGAGCUCCGCACACAGAAGGCCCCAGGCGGCAGAGACAACCCUGAAGCCGAUGGAAACAGAACGGACACCGUCUCCCUUUAGGUCACGGUGUCAAGCCUGCCCUGCCCAUUAGUGUGCAGGCACGGACAGCACAGUGAGUGUGAGUGAGUGUGUGUGGCCCUGCUCUCGUGCUCUGACAGACUGCUCCUCUGUCCUUUGUCACCUGGACGGCAGCGGCAGCCCUGAGUGCCUGUUUCCUCCUCGCACAUUUGGCUUAAAGAUGGACUCUCCUGAGGACCGAGAAGCGAGCCACGCAUAUCUAGUGGCCCAGAAAGUUCUGUCACAUUUUCAGUGUCCUUACCGUCAGCCCUCCCAUUCUAGCUGGUUCCCCAAGUUCAUGAGCACCUCUUUUGUUCUAGAUUUUCCUUGAUGAAUUUUGAGAACUUUGUAUUAGGGACUUUGGUUAUCCAACUUCAAUAAAUGAAUAGUUUUUGCACAAAGUAGUCCAAAGGACCAGCACCUCUCUAUGGAAACAGGUUCCCACGGGAUAAUCUGUUGGCGUGUUGAUCUCUGGGGGUGUGGGCGACCCGGCGGCAGGGCACCAGCAGCCGUGCGGUGCAUGCUGGGGUCUGGCUCUGGCCUUUCUCAGCUGGACUCCCAGCCCAGGGUGCAUCCCCCGCCCGCCGGGCUGGUCCUGUGUCUGAUGUUGGGAGUGCCCUCAGCUUCCAGUGUGUAACCUGCCACGAGGAGCCCUGGGGGGUGGUGGGGGGUAGUGAAGCUGGCUGCGCGCUGUUUGAUAGGCUUUCUGUGUCUGCCGUGUCCACUGAUGACACUUGCAGUGCAAUAGCGAGUUGCCAGCCAUUGGCCGCCCUCGUGCCUCUGUCCUGGCUGCGCUCUGUGCGUCCUUUCCCCGGAAUUGCCUUUGUUCCCUGUCUCCCAUGCAUUCCCCAGGGCGGCUGCAGAGCAGCAUGGAAACCACUCUCGGCCUCGGCCUUUAGUGCUGACUCGUCGACCUCUGGGAGGAGAUCUGCCUGCGCCUUCCAGACAGAGCAGCCGGUCCUGACACCCCGAUGCUGAAUGUCACCCGACUGAGCCGCUGCGCAGGGGCGCCCGUUCCUUCCAUGGCGCGCUUCCUGUUCCUGAGACCUGCACCUUUUCUUACCGCCCAUAGGCUGUUCCUUCUGUCGUGACAGGAAGUGGUGCAGCCGGCGGUGGGGCCCUCAGAGUGCACCUGUGCAUUCAGACCCAGCCCUGAACGGGUUUCGUCGGCUUGAACCUCUUUGGAUAGCAAUUUGCAUUAAGUUUUUGGGUUGUUUUAAUCCUCACCUGAGGAUGUUUUUUCCGUUGAUGUCUAGAGAGAGUGGAAGAGAGUGGAGGGAGGGAGGGAGGGAGAGAGAGAGAGAGAGAAGCAACCAAGUGAGACACAUUUAUUGAUUGGUUGCUCCCCCCCCCCGCCCAGGUGCCAGACAGGGGCUGGGGAACCUGCAGCCAAGGUACGUACCCUUGACCGAGAAUUGAACCUGCAGCCCUUCCGUCCACAGGCCAACACGCUAACCACUGAGCACCAGCCAGAGCUGCAUUACAUUUUUAAACAAGAUUCCAUGUCAUCAGAAUACUUACAAGUCUCUAGUUCAGAAGAGGCUUUUGUGACCUGCUCAGGGACCCCGUGAGGUCUGGCUGGCUGGCUCUGUCCCCUUCAGAGCCCAGGAAGUUCUCAUCCGCGUCAGAGCACGUGGCCCCUGCACAGAGGACUGCUUCCGGGCUCAGGGCUGUGCUGCUCCACUUGCCAGUAUCCAUUAAGAAAACGGAACAAACCUGGAGGCCCGCCCUUGGAGCCCACACCUCCCGCCCCGGCCUGGACCGGGUGCAGCCGCCCAGGCCUCGGGGCCUCCUCUAGAGCCAGGCUUCCCUGUAGAAGAGCCUUCUUAGCUGCUCAGUGUGACUAUUUUAAAUAGUUUGCUGGUAGAAAAUGUCUGCUUACACUUGAUACAUACCAUGUUUUAAUUGCUGUACAGUUAGCCUUUGAUCUUAUGUAGUAAAGUGUAUCAAAUCAGGACUUUUUGAAUUGUAAAUAUAUGGUUUUAUUAAAUAAAACUCAUGUAAAAUUGUUA